Molecule: messenger RNA, 2341 nt
Organism: Brassica napus (rape)
Lineage: Eukaryota; Viridiplantae; Streptophyta; Magnoliopsida; Brassicales; Brassicaceae
Product: reticulon-like protein B21
Exons: 6
Coding region: 385-2196 (603 amino acids)
Source: RefSeq, a predicted model, not a curated record
GAUAAAGGAAGUGAAAUAAAGCAAAAAGAAAAAAAUGUUUAAAUUUUUUUUAAGCUGUUAGAAAAAGAAAAAAGAAAAGUAGGAGAUUGUGAUCACAAAUCUUAAUGAUUAUGUCUAAGCAGCAUCUUUGCAGUACUAUAAACCACAUGCAAAGUCUUUUAGGUUGAUCUACAGUCUUAGGAUUCAUGACACAAAAAGAUAGGUCCCCUCAGUGAGAAGUAAGUUAGAUGAAAUUCAAUUAUCUGACUUUGGUGUAUCCGUAUCCAUCCAACAACCUCCAUUUUUUUUUCUUCCUUCAGCUUCAAGGCUCAUUAUCAUUACCACUUUACUCUCUGCCCCCACAACUCGAUCACCGGUAAGACAGUGACUUAAAAAGGACAGAGCAUGGACCCAAACAGCAGACCAAGAAGAAUAGGCGUUGGAGGAGCCGUUGUAGCUGCAGGCUCUGUUUGGGAAGCGAGAAUGCAGAGCGACGACGAAGCUAGUGUUAAUAACGCCAUCGUCAAGGCCACUCAUCUUCAAGCUGUCGACAAGAAUUGUAACAAGCAGAUGAGCUUAAAGGAGGGGGUUAACGGAAAGCGACCCGCGUGGAAGACAGAUGUGAAGCUCGCGAGGCCGAGAUCGAUUGGUGGUACUACUCCUCCGGCGACACCGAGGAGGUCUAUUGGUACUACUCCUCCGAUGACGCCGAGGAGAUCGAUCUCUAGCGAGAAUGAUAAGAGUUUGACUUUGUCGGUGAGUGUGAAGAAGGCGAGAUCUGAUUUAGUAGAAGGAGGUGAGAAGACUCCGGGUCGGGUUACGAAGACCCGAUUGGAGAUGUCCACGGCGAUCGUCAAGUCCGGUGAGUUAGAAACAGUUGCGUUGAGGAAAGUGAACUCAUUGCCGGCUCAGAGCUCGGAGAAAACUAAUGAGAAAACAGAGGAUGUAGAUUUAAAAACAGAGGAGACCGUUGACGAAAAGAAGCAGAUCACAGAGGAUGUCUGUCAGGAGAUAGUCGUCUUCGCUGAUUCGAAAGAAGAUGAUCAGAUUGACAAUGGCGAUCACGAGGAAGAAGAGGGUGAAGAGGAGGAGAAGAAGAGUGUUGAUGUGAAAGAGAUGAAUGUACCUAAGGAGAUUAGCAAAAACAGAGUUGUUGAUGUUGAGAUUAAAAAGUACAGUCAAUCUCACAACAGAGUAUCUCCAUCUCCCUCCGCCGUCCGUAAAACUCCGCCGCCGGUGAUAAAAAGGGCAGCUUCCGUUUAUACUGUCCCACCAAGCACAGGCACAUUUGCAGAUAAAGAAGAGAACUUUACUCAUUCGCAGAGCAAAUUACAGAGUCUCGUGGAUCUUGUGAUGUGGAGAGAUGCAUCAAGGUCGGCACUCGUGUUCGGCCUCGGAACAUUCCUCAUUGUCUCUUCUUCAUACGCCAAUGAUCUCAACUUCAGCUUCAUAUCAGUGGUAGCGUAUGUGGGACUCAUCUAUCUUGGCGUCAUGUUUGUAUUCAAAGCCGUGAUCCGCAGGGGAGUAGUGGAGGAGGAAGAGAGGCAUAGAGGAGUUGGAGUGAGAGAAGAAGAUGUGAAGAGGAUGCUUAGACUCAUUAUGCCUUACCUCAACGAGUCUCUGCUUCAACUCAGAGCCCUUUUCUCCGGUGAUCCUUCCACCACACUCAAGAUGGGAGUGGUGUUGUUCGUCUUGGCGAGGUGUGGCUCUUCUAUCACUCUUUGGAACCUUGCCAAAUUUGGUAACUUGUCUUCUACCCCCUUAAGGUUACUUGAUUUAGAAAGUUGCAUUGUGACAUGUGAUGUGAGUGUUUGUUUGUGUGUGAGAACAGGCUUUUUGGGAGCUUUUACAGUACCUAAAAUCUUCAUCUCCUACUCAACACACUUCUCCGCUUACGGGAAGUUCUGGAUGAGAAGAUUCAGGGAUGCAUGGGAAUCGUGUAGUCACAAAAAGGCAGUGGCGUUGGCACUCUUCACCCUCGUCUGGAACCUCUCAUCCGUCGUUGCUCGUGUAUGGGCAGCAUUCAUGCUCUUCGUUGCCUUUAGAUACUAUCAGCAGAGGAUGAUUUGGACGACUGAUCAAGAAGAUGAUCUUGAUGAUGAGGAACAUGUAGACGACGACCAUGUUGAAGAAGAAGAACUAGCUCCUAAACCCAUUCAUAAACCCAAAAGAGCCACUUACACGAUGAUGCCUAAUAAACUCAAGAAAAUUUCUUGAACAUUCUUUUUUAUCCUCCCAUAUAUAAACAUUAUGCUUUUUUUGGUAACAUUAUGUAAUCUCUUUAGUUUGUAGUUAGGAGUUACUCUGUUUCCUUUGUUACUCCACCAUAUAUAUAUAUAUACACAACAGCUUUUAUACAUCU